CCCAGUCCCUGACGCCCCCUUUGGGCCUGGUGGGGGCCGGCCCUCCCCCCCCUCCGCCGAUCCUCAGUCAGUUCCUCUUCCAGUCUCGGGCCGGUGGUCCGGGCUCCUCCGAGGGCCAAAGGGGAAUGGUGGCGGCGCGCCCGGGCCCUCGACUCCUCCGGGCCAUCCGAUGCCCCAUCGCCCGAGCCUGCAGGGGACUGGAGCCCCUGAGAACGUCCGGCUCCCCUGUGUUCCCUGAUCUGGAUACAUUCCUGGCCUCAUGCGGGGUUUCUAGGCAAAGACACUGGAGAGGUUCGCCGCUUCCUUAUUUGACAGAUUGAGGAAACUGAGUCAGAAGCGACUUGCCCAGGGUCACACAGCCAGGAUGGUCUGAACCUCAACGGGCCAAAUUCUCCUCUUUCCCUCUCCCGUCCCCAUUACACACAUGGAGAAUCAUGCAGGACCCAUUCCUGACUUAGUGGUGUCCAGGAGGCGGCCGGCGGCCCACGUUCCUGCCCCGUCGUCCCUCCCUCGCGGUCUGGUCCAGCCUCUCUUUCUCAGCCACCAUAAGAGCCAGAAACCCUCCUAGCUCCCCUGCGCAGCAGCAUUUGCCUCCCGAGGCCCUCCUGGCUGGACCGCGUCGUUCUUUGUGGGCCUCCCCAGGUCUGCGAAGCUCUGCCUUGGGGGGUUUGACCGGCGAAUGGUUCUUCCCGCCUGUCCUGAUCUGUCUCUACAAGGCAGGCCCUGCCCUGGCACUGGGGGCACAGAGGGGGGCAGAGACAGGUUCCUGCCCUCGGGGGUAUCAGCCCACUCAUUCCUCCACUGUUUCACGUUGGGCAGUGCCGCCUUCAACCUGCAAGUGGCCACUCCAGGGGGGAAGGCCAUUGACUUCGUGGGCAUGAACGAGAGCAACACGCGUUGGAUCCAAGACUUCCGCGUCAAGGCCUAUGCCAGCCCUGCCAAGCUGGAGUCCAUCGAUGGUGCCAGGUACCAUGCCUUGCUCAUCCCCAGCUGCCCCGGGGCCCUGACCGACCUCGCCAACAGCGGCUACUUGGCCCGCAUCUUGGAGCACUUCAGCGCGGAGCAGAAACCCGUCUGCGCCGUGGGGCACGGCGUGGCCGCCCUCUGCUGUGCCACGAAGGAGGACAAGUCUUGGGUGUUCCGGGAUUACAGCCUGACCGGGCCCUCCGUGGGUGAGCUCAUCCGGGAGCCCGGCUUCGGUGGCCUGCCCGUCAUCGUGGAAGACUUCGUGAGGGAUGCCGGGGCCUGCUUCAGCGCCAGCCAGCCGGACGCCGCGCACGUGGUCCUGGACCGGCACCUGGUCACGGGCCAGAACGACGCCUCCACGGUCCUGGCGGUGCAGAACCUGGUGCUCCUGUGUGGCGGCAGGAAGUGAGAGGAGGCCUUGGCCGUAGGCUCCGGACGCCCGUGGACCACCCUGGCCAGAAGCAGCCCCGGCGGAGCCCCUUGGGGGUGGGGGGCCCCCCUCCAGCGAGGCUGCCCCUUUUCCGGCAUGGCUCCUCCCCCCCUUUCCCUGCAUGGACCGCUCGGACCCUGGGGGGGGCCACGUGCCCUUCUGGGAGUCACCCUGGCCGGCUGGGCACAGAGAACGUGUCCCUCGUGGUGCCCUCGAGAAUGGGGCUGGCACCCAUGCCAGGGCGUUGAGGCCCAGCAGACCUGCCCAGGACCCGGCAGUCUGCUUCCUGCUUCCGAGCAAGGGGCUGAAACACCCACUCGGGGGGGGGGGGGGGCUGCCAAGAGGGGCCCGGGAGGCCCAGCAGAGCCCUGGCCCGCCUUCUGGGGCGCUGCUGGGUUUCAGGCCUCCCUGGACAGCGGGGAGGGAGGGCUGCUGGGCUCCUUCCUGGUCACUGAAAAUCUGGGGGCGCCCAAGGGCAUCCCCACAGCCACUGCCUGGGUUCCUCCAGCCGCCCGGCCCCCCAUUUCAGCUCCCAGGAAAGACCCAGAAAGGACCCUGAAGGAGUGGGUGCAAGAGGGUGCAGCAGGUGCCUCCCACGAAGGCCAGGCCGGGAAGCAGAAUCUUCAGGCCCAAAGAUGGGACAGCUGGACGGCCAGGGGUCACUCUCCUGCCCAGAAGCCUGGAGGAGCCGCUCUGGGCUGAGCUGGGCGGAUGUCCCCUUGGACCUCCCGGACAGCCACCACCCACAUGCCGCCUUGCCUUCCCUCCCUUGCCCCCCUGGGCUCUGCCACACUGCCCGCCCUUCUCUGCUCUAAGUGCUGCCUCCUCCAGGAAGCCCUCCCCAAGCAGGGAGCGCCAAUACAAGCUCAUGCUAGCCUGC
Molecule: messenger RNA, 2276 nt
Organism: Monodelphis domestica (gray short-tailed opossum)
Lineage: Eukaryota; Metazoa; Chordata; Mammalia; Didelphimorphia; Didelphidae
Gene: GATD1
Product: glutamine amidotransferase class 1 domain containing 1
Cellular component (GO): cytoplasm
Molecular function (GO): glyoxalase III activity
Source: RefSeq, a predicted model, not a curated record